This is a messenger RNA of Clonostachys rhizophaga, 495 nucleotides long. NCBI's taxonomy places the organism in Eukaryota, Fungi, Ascomycota, Sordariomycetes, Hypocreales, Bionectriaceae. The record is from the annotation of a GenBank genome assembly.
AUGAAGACGCCUACUACCUCACACUCUUCGUGGAUACCAGAUCAAUCUAUUCUAGCUAUUGCGACUAUAGCAAUCAGUCCCUCAAAGCUCAGCACCGUUACGUGGGAGGAUGCCUGCAUUAUUUCACGCGACUAUGCCGUCAAGGGGAUCGAAACGAUCACACAGCUGCCACGCCAUGGGAAAACUCAGCCACUACGAUUCAUUUCUAUGAGUGGAUCUAAUGCGGUGCGAGACCAAACCAAGAAACCGCUGUUGAUGGGGGACUAUCUUCUCAUGCGGGGAGACGCCGAGACAAAAAUCCUCAACUAUGCUACAGCAUCCAAUGGUACCGUCGAGGCACAGGUGACGAAAACCGGCAUCAUCGAGGAUCCAGCGCAGCUGAGCGCCGUAUCCAAGUUGGGCAGGGCUUUUUUACGUUCUCUCGUCGGUUUACCCAAGAUCAACGUGGAAGCUUAUCGCCGCCGCGCUUCUAGACCAGGCUAUCAACGGAUUUGA